Molecule: messenger RNA, 920 nt
Organism: Caenorhabditis elegans
Lineage: Eukaryota; Metazoa; Nematoda; Chromadorea; Rhabditida; Rhabditidae
Gene: unc-119
Product: Protein unc-119
Exons: 5
Coding region: 8-742 (244 amino acids)
Biological process (GO): animal gross anatomical part developmental process
Source: RefSeq, marked reviewed
UUUCAGAAUGACCGGCGGAAAUGAGCAGCGGGCCGGAACCGCCAAAGGACGACGUGGAGCACAAGACUCUACAACAGCAUAUAUGAAGGCAGAGCAACAACAACAAUCGAUCGCACCCGGCUCGGCAACCUUCCCGUCUCAGAUGCCCCGACCCCCACCGGUAACCGAACAGGCUAUAACCACCGAGGCGGAGCUUCUCGCGAAAAAUCAAAUUACACCAAAUGAUGUGCUAGCUCUUCCAGGAAUCACUCAAGGAUUCCUAUGCUCCCCAUCGGCAAACGUCUAUAACAUUGAGUUCACCAAAUUCCAAAUCCGUGACCUCGACACGGAACACGUGCUCUUCGAAAUUGCAAAACCGGAAAAUGAGACGGAAGAGAAUCUGCAGGCGCAAGCCGAAUCGGCAAGAUAUGUCCGAUAUCGAUUUGCGCCGAAUUUUCUGAAAUUAAAGACGGUCGGCGCGACGGUCGAGUUCAAGGUCGGCGAUGUGCCGAUCACACAUUUUCGAAUGAUUGAACGGCACUUUUUCAAGGAUCGUUUAUUGAAAUGCUUUGAUUUUGAAUUUGGAUUCUGUAUGCCAAAUUCGAGAAACAACUGUGAACAUAUCUAUGAAUUUCCACAACUUUCACAACAACUCAUGGACGACAUGAUCAAUAAUCCAAACGAGACCCGCUCCGAUAGCUUCUAUUUUGUGGAGAAUAAGCUCGUAAUGCACAAUAAGGCCGACUACUCGUAUGAUGCAUAAUUUCCCGCCGAUGGAAUAAAACUAAUAAUUUUUCUCGCAAUUUAUAGAAAUCAUGUGAUUUUCCUACCGCUAAAUUUAAAAUUUCCUAAUUUUUCACUAUAUUUCUCACAAAAUGCAUUCCGAAAACUCUCAUUUUUCAGCUUUUCAAUACAAAUCCCAAUAAAUGAUUUUUCAAAUA